Molecule: messenger RNA, 5075 nt
Organism: Mytilus trossulus (common blue mussel)
Lineage: Eukaryota; Metazoa; Mollusca; Bivalvia; Mytilida; Mytilidae
Product: ras-related protein Rab-5B-like
Exons: 6
Coding region: 205-852 (215 amino acids)
Cellular component (GO): endosome; Golgi apparatus
Molecular function (GO): GTPase activity; GTP binding
Source: RefSeq, a predicted model, not a curated record
CGGACCAUUUUCCGGUAAGAAGUGAUUCGGCUACAUCUCAAAGGAGGGUGUAUCUACGUAGAAAGGGGGCAUUACGUGAAUUAAUUAGACAUUUUCGCCAUCUGUACAUUGACAGUCAAAGCCCUUAUAGCUGAUUUAUUUUAAUUUUGUUAAAUAGACGUUACAUAUAAAGAUUACAAUACAUACUGAGGGAACAGCCAUAGGAUGGCAAACCGUCCUGGUGCCCAAAGACCAAAUGGGCAAGCACAAGGCAAAAUAUGUCAGUUUAAACUAGUACUUCUAGGAGAAUCUGCUGUAGGCAAGUCUAGCUUGGUUCUACGAUUUGUAAAAGGACAAUUUCAUGAAUACCAGGAAAGUACAAUUGGAGCUGCGUUUUUAACACAGACAGUCUGUUUAGAUGACACAACAGUAAAGUUCGAAAUCUGGGACACAGCUGGACAAGAAAGAUACCACAGUUUAGCACCAAUGUACUACAGAGGCGCACAGGCCGCCAUUGUUGUUUACGACAUCACUAAUCAAGACACAUUUGGACGGGCCAAGACAUGGGUGAAAGAGUUACAGAGACAAGCUAGUCCCAAUAUUGUUAUUGCUUUAGCAGGGAACAAGUCAGAUCUGGCCAACAAAAGAAUGGUAGAAUUUGAUGAAGCACAAGCAUAUGCUGAAGAAAACAGUUUAUUAUUUAUGGAAACAUCAGCUAAGACAGCCAUGAAUGUAAAUGAUAUAUUUUUGGCAAUAGCAAAGAAAUUACCUAAAAAUGAGUCUGGUGGAGCAGGUCAACAGCGAGUUGGUGGAAAUAUAAACUUAAAUGGAACACAUGAUCGGUCAGAAGAAGGCGGCGGAUGCUGCAAGUAACAAGAACAAUGAUUGGUUGUUUUUAGAAAAUGUGAUUCGUACAUGUUAAAGUUCACUCAUUUUUAUUUUUCGAGCAUAGACCUUAAUGUGGACACCAAAAUGGAGUGGGCAAAGCUAGACAUUUUAGGAAUUACUGGAUCAUUCUAGAACCAUCUGGAUUAUACUGGUUUUAUCUGGAUCUUGAGUGAAUUUCCUAUCUGGGAAUAAUUCAUUUAUUUAUAUGUUACAUUUUAUAUCUGUAUACAUUUUAAAAGUUCAUUGUUUUUGUUUAAACACUAUCUAAAAUAGUAGUGGCAAGAUGUUUCGCUAUCCCAUAAUUCAAAUCUGUAUGUGUUCUGCAUUCAGCCACAGAAAUUAUCUCUGUAUAUAUGUUAUUUAUAUAAACAGAACAAAAACGGUUCCAAGUGACCAUGCUAAAAUUAUUUCUUUUGAUUUGUUAAAAUUACAUGGUGAAUUCAUCAUCUCGCAUUUGACGUUUCACAGUAGACUAUGAAGAUCCAGAUUAUAUUGGACAUGUCACCAAAAAUUAUGAAGUUCAAGAUUGUAUUGGACAUGUCAUGAAAAAUUAUUAAAUUCAAGAUUAUUUUCGACAUGUCACCAAAAAUUAUCAAGAUCAAGAUUAUAUUGGAGAUGUCAUGAAAAAGUAUCAAGAUCAAGAUUAUAUUGGAUGUGUUCUAUAUUAAUAUCAAGAUUAUAUUGCUACAGAUUACAUGCAUUUAUUGAGACAAUACCUUUUAUCGAAAAUUGUCUACCUGACCGAGCACAAAUGUUAGAAUCUGAUAAAGGUUGAUCUUGGUCCAAUUUACACAGGUGGUAAAGAGCAGUUUCUACCUAUAAUACUAAUGCAUUAAGUGUCGGAUGAUCAGACUAUAAAUGCUUCAAUUAUUAAAUAAUUAAUACUUGAUUUAUUAAGUUGAAAUGAAUAUUGAUUCCUUCAUAUUUAUAAAUAUUAUCCAUUAAUUUUUCCUGUAGGUUAGCUUAGCAAUUUGAAAUUAUAAAUUGCGGUGUCAAUUCAUAAUUUCUUAUCUGUAACACAUAAUUUUUUUUAUUUUUAAGAAAGAACAUUUACUUGAAUAAAAACACAUAAGAUGCCAAAAUCCCCCCUUUUUUUUCUCCUUUUCUUAACAUAAACUUUUAGCUUAAGUCAAUGUCAUGAAUUGUUAUUAAAAAUCCAAAUUUAUUGUUAUGGACUUAUUGGUCUUGGGAAUAUUUGAUAGGGCAGUAAUAUCCUGUGAUUUUAUACAAAAGAGGUACAGGGCCAAUUUAGUUUAACCAACAUCAUAUACACUCCAAAGUGAAAAUAGGUGAUAGAGCAUUUUAAUUUAGUAUUUAUAAAAGCCACUGGUUAUUGAUUGCAUUUUAUUUCUGAAGAAAAUCACAUAAAUUUCUAUUGUUAUUUGCUUUUGUUUAAUUUACCUUACACACUUAAAUUUGAAAAUAUCCUAUGUAGAACUUUUUCUUCUUUAAACCUGUUAAAUGACUGUUUACAAUAUUUGUAAAACGUUUAGAGUAUUGUUAGUAGUCCUUUUUAACUUUUUUUUUGUUUAGAGGGCAAAUUGAAAGAAUAUACAUAACUUAUGCACAUUUUUUUUUAAAUCAAUACACAAAUUAUGUGUAUUAUACUCCAGAAAAAUGUCAUAAAUGCAGAAUGCUUCACAAAAUAACCAUAUUUAUAGUAAGAAAAAAUGUACUAAUACAAAUUCCUGUCUGAUUUUGUUGAAAAUGAAAACAAUUUAUCAAUGUAAACAUGUAAAAAUAAAUUGUGUAUGACACGUGUACAUAAUCUUUAAACUUUUUGUACAGCAAGAGUUGUGUCCCUUAGUAAAACACACAGCAAACCAAUCGGGGUCAUUCAAGUGCUUGAAAUGUGUUAUUGUUUUCUUGUCCAGUUUUCCAUUAGCAAAACAGAUCUUGAAUAAAAAGAUGAUUUCAUCAUUAAGGUGGUACCCAACACUUUCACUAAAAUUAAUUUGGCUCGUUUAAUCUAUUCGUUAAAUUUUGACAAAGUAUUUACUUUGACCUUGGACAAAAAUAUAAAGAUUUAUAUAGCAGUUUGACAAACACAAAUUUUGAGCAUUUAGAAGCUUAAUAGUCCCAUUAAACACAUUGUAAUUAAAACAUUUAGCUGAUUUUAAAGAGUUAUCUCCCUGUAGUGUUAGGUACCAUCUUUAAAGCAAUAUAAAUUCUUAUUGAAGGAAAACAAGAAUUACCUUGUCAAAUUGAUAUCAACCCUUUUUUGCACUUCAUAAAUUUUUGUCUUUACCACAACGAAAGCAUUUGGAUGAUCAAGACUACAUAAAGGGGAGGUAACUUGUCAUAAUAAAGAAAAGACAACUCCUCUGCUGUACAAAUGAAGAGAAAACUUUUAGAAUUAAUAUAUUAUUGUUUUUGUCCAUUUUGAACAAAGUGUAAAUGAUAAGAAAUGGUUGCUUGGAUGAUGUGUGUUUAUUGAGAAAUAAAAAAAGUUUUUUUUAGUGAUUAAUGCAAGAUUGAUCUUUCAGCUUAUAGAUGAUUUUCACUGAUUUAAAAAAAAAAGUAAUUAUCAGUUUUUCAAAUAUUCAGAUGUGCUUUCCCGCCUUUUGUUUUAUAAAUUUAAAGUGAGAUAAUAUUUUAUGUUAUUAAUAUCAAAUUUCAUACUUAAAGGAAGUGGUCAUUAACAUAGUCUGAUAGUAUAUGAGGUAUAAAAAUAUCUACAUUUGUUAUAUACAUUAAUGAUGAUUUAAUUUCAUAUACUGUUUGAUAUUUUCAUCUUGCAUUAAGAACGUAAAACUCUUUUUGUCUGUUUGUUGUCAAUUAUGUAAACAAAAGUUGUGGUAGGAUGUUUUCUAUUUGUGUUUUUUUUCUAUGGAAAUCAUACAUAUAAGAAAUAUCUUUUCAUUCUAAUAAAUAAAUACUGUCUGAUAAAUUGGUCGUUUCAGAAUCUAAAGCAUCAUGGGUAAUUUUAUUGUUCGUAUCCUAGAAUGAAAAUAACGUUGCGUCAUUGGUUGAAUUUCCAUUGUUUUGAACGUUUUAAACCAAUCACUACGCUUUGGUGUACGCUUUUGAAAAUAUUACCCAGAAUGCAUUAGAUUCUGAAACGGCCAAUUAGGUUAAGUAAUAAUUUUUACCAGAAUCCUUUAAUUGGCAAUAAAAAUAUGCACACUUUAAUUAGUGAAUUUACAGUUCACAAUUCCAAAUAAUUAUGCCCCCGCUAUAACUAAGGAGGAAAAAUGUUUUACCAUUCAAUAUUUUUUUUUUUAACCUUGUCUAAGAGGCUAACAGAGCCAUUGAAAAGACAAAUCUUAUGGAAUUUGUUCUUUUCAAGAAAUAGGGACAAUCUGAGAAUGAUAUUUGCAGCGAAUUAAUUAAAUCCUUUCAAAGCUAGUUGUCUAAUGCAUGAAGAUAAAGAUUUUGGUUGGCUUGCUUGUUUUGUUUGUAUAAGCGUUGAAUUUUAUUAUUUGAUAACUUCAUAUCAAAUCUAAAUAAGAUAUAUACAGGUUUAACUUCACCUAGUUAUAUUUAUUGCAUAUGCCAAUCUUAGAUACAAUGUUUACGCAAACCUUUAUACAAACUAAGCAAGCAAGUCAACCCAUGUUUUAAUCUACAUGCAUUAGGAAAUUAGAUCCAACAGCAUUUUUUUUUAACAAUUGUAAUGUUCGUUGAUAAAUUGUGCAUGCCAAGAUUUGCAAAAAUUAGCCAUGUAAAAAAUGAUGUAAAUUUUCUUUGAGUACCCUCAGGAGUUUGUUGGUAAAAAACAAAUAAUUUUGCAUGUGAACAAAAUCUAUAAAAUAUAAAUUAAUUAGGUAUUUAUAUAAGUUAUAUGAUACAGGUAACAUACACUACAACUCAGGUGGAUUAUGUCUUUUUCACCUUUCCAAUGUGGGCAGUCCACAUCUAACAGGUCAAUUUAUCCAUAGAUUUCCUUAAAAAAUAUUUGAUUAAAACACAAUUUUUUCUUAUUUAUAUUAGUAUUAUUAGAAUCAAUUCCUAUGAGAAAAACAAAAUGAAAGCAUUUCAAAUCUAUACAAUAGCCCAUUAGGAACAAGGGAUGAUUCCCCUCUCUGUGUUUACUCCACUGUGUUAGGUAGAAAUGACAUGAUCCACUUGGGUUGUAGUGUAUAUGAUUUCCAUUAGAAGAGAAUCAAGAUAACAGAUUUACCACAAUGAAUUAAUUGCAAUUUUUUUUUCUGUACAAUUUCAACAAUUGUGAUAUAUGCCUGUGUAAUAAAGAGACUAUAGAAACA